AUGGAGGGAUCAAAACAGAGUUCUCACUUCCGUCUCCUAGACCUUCCCCUCGAACUACGUCGAGAAAUAUACUACUGCUGUCUGCCUCGAAGGCGUCUGGUCAUUCUACCAUCGACAGCCGACGGCAAGCCGCAAUUUAGCUACCCGCAGCAACAUUCUGACCAACAGAUUUCAAGCCACGGAAACAAUAUCCUUCUUCUUUCCAAACAAGUAAGCGAGGAGUGUCUUGACAUUCUCUAUGGCGAAAACAGGUUCCGUCUGAAUUUCAGUGCCACUGUCCGUUAUGCGCCUCAGACAAUUCAGGAGACCACCGAACCGCAUCUUAUAACCCAGCAUAUCACGCCCGAAAAUCGUAACAGAAUCCGUUCUCUGCUGAUUUUAGCGUUGCCAACGGCGUGGCGUCAGGAUAUGGCAAUUUGCACUGGCUUGAAAUCUGUGCCUGAGAAGCUCAACUGUUUUCAUAUUUUCACCCGGAAAAGACAGGUUACGGGCAACGACACCGAACAGGUGAUAGUUGAGCGUUUUCAUCAAUUUGUGGAAUUUAUGUGUAGCCGCAUAACUCCUCGAGCUACGGUGCAACUUUCGGAUUUCGUGUCUAAGAAUGGUAAGCCUCGGGGAGGUAUGCGUCUAAGCAUAGUAAGUGCUAGCAAUAGCCCGAGUGUGAGCUACUAUGCAGUGUGA
Molecule: messenger RNA, 681 nt
Organism: Trichophyton rubrum CBS 118892
Lineage: Eukaryota; Fungi; Ascomycota; Eurotiomycetes; Onygenales; Arthrodermataceae
Exons: 1
Coding region: 1-681 (226 amino acids)
Source: RefSeq, a predicted model, not a curated record